Messenger RNA from Tripterygium wilfordii, 1721 nucleotides. RefSeq lists its product as uncharacterized. The transcript has 13 exons. NCBI's taxonomy places the organism in Eukaryota, Viridiplantae, Streptophyta, Magnoliopsida, Celastrales, Celastraceae. The record is from RefSeq and is a predicted model, not a curated record. Bases 113 to 739 code for a protein of 208 amino acids.
UGGCUUUCAGGCGAAGAAGACUCUCGAUGCCUGCAUAACGGACAAAAUCAGACAGGACUACCAACGACAGCCAUUAGAUCAAAAGGAGGACAACAAAAUCGUACGGUCACCGAUGUCCACAAAAGGCCCCAACCGCGUGAGUACAUUAAAAUCCAUCGUUCUACAGUUAGGUUCAUGUAUGAUGAAUCUGCCUUUUGAUGUAUCUCUACGGGGAUUGGCGUGGUUCCCAGAUUCAGUACGGGUGUUAGGCGGGGUUCAUAGGUUGAGUUCCAUCGACGUUUUUUCUUCUGUCACAAAUUUGGCUGCUGCUCAGCUCCUUUGUGCCAAUCGUGGUUGCCCGUGUUGUGCAGCUCCUCUUAGUGGCUUUGCCAACCGAUCUUCCGUUAGCUCUUCAGGUUUACUAAUGGGGGUUGUGGUGCUACUUCAAAUAUUAACUCUGAUUGUUGCUUUCUGCAUUUGUCACACCACCAAAUGCCACCGACUGUGCUUCCCUACAGAACACCAUCGUUAUUCUGAGCAGGGGCUAUCUGCUGGAAUACUUAGGGAAGCUACUUACACAGCUGCUCGACUAAACAUAGUCAAGAAGGUGGCUGAAUUUGGAAUCAUUCACUUCCCUCUUACAGUUCCUCCACAGAAAAUGCAGGCUUCUUUUUAUAAAAAUGGGUAUAAUUCACAUCUUUCUGGGGGUGAAUGGAGAAGGCCACCAAGAGAACAAUAUUCUCUGUUUUUCAAUUUGUGAAUGGUGGGGAUCUGUUUGACGAAAUUAGGGCUGGCAUUCGUGGUUGCCUUGCAAGUUGCAAGUCGCUGCUUUCUACUGACGAGGGCAUCAAAUAUGACUUGCACUAUAAAAGGGCCGUGGAGUACUUACAAUUGGCUCUUGACUCAUCACACCCAAUGUUACCAGCAUUAGCUCCAUUGAUACAGUUGUUACUGUUUGGAAGAAAAUUUGAUGAAGCUGUCGACAGUCAACAAGUUUUGUGAGAAUUCACACACACCACUUCCUUUCAGAUUAAAGGCCAGCCUUCUUGAACAUUUGUGUGGUGACUAUCCAAUGCUUUCAACUUGUCAUGAAGAUAUUCUGAAAAGGGAUCCAACAUGUUACUAUUCACUGGAAAGGCUUGUGAGCAUGCAUAAUAAUGGGGACUAUGCUAUGGAAUCCCUUUUUGACAUGAUAGUUUUGCAUUUGGAUGGCACCUUUGCACAGCACAAAACAUGGAAAGAAUUUGCAGACUGCUUUCUUAAACUCCAUAAAAUUGAAAAGGAUGGUAACGUUCUCUAUUCUAUCUGUAAGGACUCAAUCAAGGCUUGGAAACUACGCCGCAGAUGGUGGUCCAGACGGCACUUCAGCCCAGACAUCCUUGCCUCAGAAAUUGCUGGAGGUGGCUUUCCUUUGUUAAGUUAUAAAGCAGCAUGUGCAUAUCACUUGUAUGGAAUGGAGUUUGGAUAUGUUUCAAAGGCUUGUGCUUGUCUGGAGAAGGAACAGAUAAACAGUGACUUGUUUGCAUACUUGAAGAAUUCCACCAGCAUCCCUUCUUACUUCAAGUAGAAACACAAACUAGAGUUGGAUUUUGUGCUUACAGUUCAUGCAGACAUGCUAAUUGAGUUUGUUUUUCUUUCCUUUGUAAACAAACUGAUGCAUUCUGUCCUCAUGUCUCCUGUUUAAAUUUUGCUUUACAUGUUUGCAUUGCUUGAUUUAGUACAUGAAGUACUGUUUUUUAUCA